Messenger RNA from Penicillium alfredii, 384 nucleotides. RefSeq lists its product as uncharacterized. The transcript has a single exon. Bases 1 to 384 code for a protein of 127 amino acids. The record is from RefSeq and is a predicted model, not a curated record. Lineage: Eukaryota; Fungi; Ascomycota; Eurotiomycetes; Eurotiales; Aspergillaceae.
AUGCCCUUCCACCAACAAGAAUUCACCACCCGCCCCCCACACCCCCCAGCAGGCACGCCCCCAGACUCGCGCACCACACACCCAUGGUACAACGUCGGGCCGGGGAUCUGGGAGCUGCUAUUGAACGGCGACGCCGAGCACAAAUCCGUGCUGCAGUGGUGGGAACCGAACAACAUCUCCACACAAAUCGAGCCCAUUACGCACACGUACAUUGAAGAGGUGUGUUUCAUUGAGGGCGGGCUCGAGGAUCUCUCGCUGAAGCAGGCUUGGGGCGUGGGCGCGUAUGCGUACCGUGAGCCCGGGAUGAAGCAUGGACCUUAUCGGGCUUCGGCGGAGGGGUGUUUGCAGUUUGUUAAGGUUGUGCCGCCUUCUCUUCGUGCUUAG